Molecule: messenger RNA, 447 nt
Organism: Emiliania huxleyi CCMP1516
Lineage: Eukaryota; Haptophyta; Isochrysidales; Noelaerhabdaceae
Exons: 1
Biological process (GO): chromosome organization involved in meiotic cell cycle; telomere maintenance via telomerase; telomere maintenance via recombination
Cellular component (GO): Mre11 complex; condensed nuclear chromosome
Molecular function (GO): double-stranded telomeric DNA binding; single-stranded telomeric DNA binding; ATP hydrolysis activity
Source: RefSeq, a predicted model, not a curated record
AUGACCUCGAUAGAGAAGCUCUCGAUCCGUGGCAUCCGCUCGUACAGCCCCAACUCGGCGCAGGUCAUCCAGUUCGACAAGCCGUUGACGCUCAUCGUCGGCAAGAAUGGCUGCGGCAAGACGACAGUCAUCGAGGCGAUGAAAAUGGCCUGCACCGGCGACCUGCCGCCCAACUGCAAGUCGGGGCAGGCCUUCAUCAACGACCCGUCCCUCCACGACCAGACCGAAGUCAAGGCGCAGAUCCGGCUCAAGUUCACGUCGCUGAUUGGCCAGCCCGUCGUGUGCGUCCGCUCCUUCUCGCUCACGCAAAAGGCGACCAAGAAGGAGUACAAGGCGUUCGAAUCGGCGCUGCAGACCUUCGACAGCGCGGGCAACAAGCAGUGCCUCUCCUACAAGUGCGCAGACCUCAACAAGCUCGUGCCCGAGAUGAUGGGCGUCUCCCAGGCA